Aspergillus clavatus NRRL 1 is the source of this 1650-nucleotide messenger RNA. Its product is annotated as proline permease PrnB. The record is from RefSeq and is a predicted model, not a curated record. Gene Ontology annotation, molecular function: amino acid transmembrane transporter activity. Lineage: Eukaryota; Fungi; Ascomycota; Eurotiomycetes; Eurotiales; Aspergillaceae. Gene Ontology annotation, biological process: amino acid transmembrane transport. The transcript has a single exon. Gene Ontology annotation, cellular component: membrane. The coding region runs from base 1 to 1650 and encodes 549 amino acids.
AUGCCUCCAGAAGAAAAACCAACCGUCGCGGCGACGUCCUACGACCCCGAGGCCGGCGAUGUCAAAACCGGCACGCUGCAGGCCAUGGUCGCGCGCGACCUGCUCGACGAGCGGUACGCGAUGACGCAGCGCGGGCUGAAAAACCGACAUGUGCAGAUGAUGGCGCUGGGGGGCACCAUCGGGACGGGUCUGUUCGUGGGCUCGGGACAGGCGCUGGCCAUCGGGGGCCCGUUGUCGCUGUUGCUCGGCUACCUGUUCAUCUCGGUGAUGGUGUAUGCGCUCGUCUCGGGCAUGGCGGAGAUCGGGGCGUAUCUGCCCGUGCACGGCGGCACCAUGAGCUACCACGGGUUCCGGUAUGUGUCGCGCAGUAUCGGCUUUGCCAUGGGCUAUCUGUACUGGUACUCGCUCGGGAUUCUGGUCCCGUAUGAGAUCGUGGCGGCGUCGAUGGUGAUCGACUACUGGCAUCCCGGCGUGCACAUCGCCGUGUGGAUCACCAUCAUGCUGGUGAUCAUCGUGCUGCUGAACUUCAUGCCCGUCGCCGCGUACGGCGAGACCGAGUUCUGGUUCGCCAGCAUCAAGAUCCUGACCCUCAUCGGCCUGCUCAUCCUCUCGUUCAUCCUGUUCUGGGGCGGCGGGCCCAACCGCCAGCGGCUGGGCUUCCACUACUGGAAGGACACGGGCGCGAUGAACGAGUACCUGGCCCAGGGCGCCGCCGGCCGCUUCGUGGGCCUGCUGCAGUGCAUCGUCAAGAGCGCGAUCGCCUUCAUCUUCGCGCCGGAGCUGGUCAUCAUCGCCGGCGGCGAGAUGGAGUCCCCCCGGCGCAACGUGCCCAGCGCCGCCCGCCGCUACAUCUACCGGCUCGUCUUCUUCUACAUCCUCGGCGCGCUGGCCAUCGGCGUCAUCUGCUCGUCGCGCGCGCCCCAGAUCCUCUCCGGCUCCGGCACCGACGCCUCCUCCUCGCCCUGGGUCGCCGCCAUCCACAACGCCGGCAUCCCCGUGCUCGACAGCAUCGUCAACGCCGCCAUCCUCACCUCCGCCUGGUCCGCGGGCAACUCCUUCCUGUACAUGUCGUCGCGGUCGCUCUACUCGCUCGCCGUCUCCGGCAACGCCCCGAGCAUGUUCAAGGCCUGCAACCGCUGGGGCGUGCCGUAUCUGGCCGUCGGCGUCUCCGCCCUGUUCUCCCUGCUCGCCUACCUGGCCAUCGGCAGCGGCAGCAACACCGUCUUCAACUGGCUGAUCAACUUCACCAACACCUCCGGCUUCAUCUCCUGGAUCUGCUGCAGCAUCGUCUACUUCCGCUUCAACAAGGCCGUCCGGGUCCAGGGCAUCGAGAAGCCGUACGCCUCCAAGCUGCAGCCGUACGGCAUGAUCGUGGGCUUCACCGGCGCCGUGCUGAUGACCCUCAUCAACGGCUUCACCGUGUUUUUCCCCGACGAGUGGUCCACCAGCAACUUCUUCACCGCGUACAUCGGCAUCCCGGCCUUCCUGGUGCUGUAUUUCGGCCACCGCCUGGUGUACUGGAGAGAUCCCUGGGCGUGGCCGUCCGAGGAGGUCGACAUGCACACGGGACUGGCGGAGAUUCUGGCGGCGGAGAGGCCAGCGCCGGUGAGAGAUACGUGGUGGAAGAAGCUGAAGUCGGUGAUUGAGUAG